Prorocentrum cordatum is the source of this 333-nucleotide messenger RNA. NCBI's taxonomy places the organism in Eukaryota, Dinophyceae, Prorocentrales, Prorocentraceae. The record is from the annotation of a GenBank genome assembly.
AUGCUCCUGCCGUGGGUCGCUGGGCCGCUGUCCCCUGCACUCCUCAUAGCAGUUCUCGCCUCGCGCAACAGGACGAGCCUGGGGCCACCACGCCUUUUUCUUCAGAUGAGCAGCGACUGCGAAUUCACCCCCGCGCGGAGUUUUGGGGCACUCGAGGGAAAAAAGAAGCACGGCGUCGCGCCCUGGCUUGUACAACAGUGGCGACCAGUGUUCCCGCCAUUGCGGUUUACUGCCUCCCCUCACGUAGCGGCCAUGCCCUCGAGCCUGCCUGUCUCCUAUCUGUCGGUCUCGUGCGAAAGCACGGCUUCCUACUGGCAGAAGGGAUUUGUGUAA